Gadus chalcogrammus (walleye pollock) is the source of this 4415-nucleotide messenger RNA. Its product is annotated as integrin alpha-8-like. Lineage: Eukaryota; Metazoa; Chordata; Actinopteri; Gadiformes; Gadidae. The record is from RefSeq and is a predicted model, not a curated record. The transcript is spliced from 28 exons. Gene Ontology annotation, cellular component: external side of plasma membrane; integrin complex. The coding region runs from base 3 to 2831 and encodes 942 amino acids. Gene Ontology annotation, molecular function: integrin binding. Gene Ontology annotation, biological process: cell-matrix adhesion; cell adhesion mediated by integrin; cell-cell adhesion.
GGAUGAUUAAGGUGAACGGCAGCAGGGAGCCUCUUGAGUUCAAGUCUCACCAGUGGUUCGGUGCGUCGGUCAGAACACACAAAGGCAAAGUAGUGGCCUGUGCUCCUCUGUACCACUGGCGGACGGUGAAGCUGAGUGGGGAGAGGGACCCCGUGGGGACGUGCUACGUGGCCGUGCAGAACUUCAGCGCCUACGCAGAGUACUCACCCUGCAGGACCAAUGACCCAGACCCGGAGGGCCAGGGCUUCUGUCAGGCGGGCUUUAGUGUGGACUUCACAAAGGAAGGACGACUGGUGGUUGGUGGGCCUGGAAGCUUCUAUUGGCAAGGUCAGGUGAUGACAGCAGGGAUUGCUGAGAUACUGAAUGGUUACUCGCUGAAGGCGGUGCUGAGACGAGUUCCAGGAGAGAAACACACCAGUGCUGCUGCAGACACACACGACGACAGCUACCUUGGUUACUCUGUGGCCGUGGGAGAGUUCACAGGGGACUCGGAGCAAGAGCUGAUUGCCGGGGUUCCCAGAGGGGCUCAGAACUUUGGCUAUGUGGCAAUGAUCAACUCAACCAAUUUGACCUUCAUCCAGAACUUCAGCGGAGAGCAGAUGGCCUCCUACUUUGGCUACUCUGUGGCUGUAGCCGACCUGAACGGGGACGGGAUGGACGACGUGCUGGUUGGCGCGCCGCUCUACAUGGAGAGAGAGAUGGAGAGCAAGCCCCGGGAGGUGGGCCGCGUGUACCUGUACCUCCAGCUGGCCCCACUCACCUUCUCCCAGCCCAUCCCCAUCACAGGGACCUACACCUUCGGACGCUUCGGCACCGCCAUCGCAACGCUGGGAGACAUCAACCAGGACGGGUUCAAUGACGUGGCGGUGGGUUGUCCGUUCGGCGGGGACGACCGCGGUGGCCGUGUCCUGAUCUUCAACGGCCGCAGAGAUGUGGCUGCCCGGGGCCUGGCCCUGAGCCAGGAGCUGCGAGCGGCGGCGCCCGCGGCCGGGGGUCUGCCCGGGUACGGGUUCACCCUGAGAGGGGGCCAUGACCUGGACAACAACCACUACCCUGACCUGAUAGUUGGGGCGUUCGGAGUGGGGGAGAUUUCCGUUUACAGAGCCCGUGCCGUGGUGUCUGUAGAUGCUUGGAUGGUCCUGACGCCCAAGAUCCUAAACGCUGACGACCGACAGUGUGUUCUACCUGACACCGACUUCAUGGUCACCUGCCUUAAGGUGAAGGUGUGUGCGGCUGUGAGUGGCGUUGGGAUCCCUGACUCCGUGGACCUGACAGUGGAGCUGCAUUUGGAUUGGCUGAAAGGAACCAGGGGCGGAGCUAAGAGAGUCCUCUUCCUGGAUAACCAGCAGCAUCAGCGCACCACACUUCUCAAGCUGGGACAUCACCACCCACACAAGUGCUUCACCUACACUGUGUACCUGAAAGAGGAGGACGAGUUCAGAGACAAAUUAACUCCGAUCUCAUUGGCUCUGAACUACAGCCUGGCCCAGCCCACUCAUGGCCAAGACCUUCCACCUGUCCUUAACUAUUACAGCAGCACCUUCCUCCAAGAACAGGCCUACAUCCUGCUGGACUGUGGCGAGGACAACCUAUGUAUCCCUGACCUCCAGCUCUCCGCCAGCAUGGACCGACCGGAGCUGGUGAUCUGCGAUGAGAACCUGGUGAUGCUGACCAUCACAGUGCUGAACCGGGGGGAGGGGGCGUACGAGACGGAGCUCCACGCAACACUUCCUGCUGAGGCUGAUUACAUAGGAGUGGAGCGCAGGGUGGAGGGUCUGUCCCGGCUGAACUGUGAGUACCGGCUCCUCAACGACUCCAGGAUGGUGGUGUGUGACCUUGGGAACCCUAUGGUUUCUGGGACAGAGUUGUUGGUUGGUCUGCGGUUUUCUGUUCAGAGGCUGGACGACGCCGGGCCCAAGAUUAGCUUCAAGCUUCAGAUCCACAGCUCCAACAAAGAUAACCCUGACAGCAACCCUGUCACGCUGGACCUCUCCGUUGUGGCCCGCUCACAGCUGGACCUCAGAGGGGUGUCCCACCCCUCCCAGGUGGUGCUGCCCUUCCCUCGCUGGGAGCCCAAGGAGAAGCCCCUCAAAGAGGAGGACGUGGGGCCACAAGUCACGCACAUUUACGAGCUCCACAACACUGGUCCCAGCAGCAUCCGGGAGGCGGAGCUCCAGGUGGGCUGGCCCUCCCGUUUCCGUGACGAAAACCUGCUGUACAUUAUGGAGAUUAAAACUGAUGGGCCAAUCAGCUGCAGGGCUAACGGCAGCCUCAACCCGCUGGGCCUACAGCUCUCUGCCCUCCAGGACACCCCUGAGUUGUUAGGUUUCCUGAGGAACGGUUCCUCUCGUCGCCACAGACGCUCGGUGACCAGCGAGCACGACUACAGCAGCAAGACACUGAACUGCAGCAACAUCAUCUGCCUGCAGAUCCUGUGUGUGGUGGGGCGUCUGGACCGGGGUCAGAGCGCGGUGGUGAAGAUCCGCUCCAGGCUCUGGGCCCACACCUUCCUACAGCGGCGUAAUGACCCCUACCUCCUGAACUCCACCGUCUCCUUCAUGGUAACCGCCCUGCCCUACCGCAUCCAGCCCACAAGCCUUCCCCACCAGAGCACCUCGAUGGGGACCCUGGUGUUGUGGGGGACACCUGACGUGUCUUUCGCUGUUCCAUUGUGGGUCAUUAUCCUGGCCAUACUGCUGGGACUGCUGGUGCUAGCCAUGCUUACGCUAGUCAUGUGGAAGUGUGGCUUCUUUGAUCGAGCACGACCUCCGGUUGAUGAUGACAUCAGCGACCGGGAGCAGCUCACAUCUGACCAAUCAGCAGAUGCCUGAGACAAGAGCUGCAGAUUGGAGGACUGGACCAUGGGGUGCUUUUACUUUUUUUGACAAAAUUCAGUCAGGGGUCUGCAGGUGGAUCCAAACGUCUUCACCCUCCAUAUCUAUAACUCCUCCAUCCUCCAACCCACCACUGUUUGCACAAAACAAAUGGCCUGGAAGGACAGUUUGAGUAAAGACAGCAGCCCCAGACAACCUGACGAAGGAAUCCAAGCAGAUCCAUAUGGAGCCAGGGCUUCUCUGGAGAUUGAAGAGGCAUGUGUAGCAGACUGUGUGUUAAUUGAUUCUCCAGACUACAAUGAGGAGGAGCUCCGUGGAAGAUGUGGCCGCAAUGAAGACAGAAGGGACAUUGUUCCAAACACAAUGCGAACACACGAGUUGAAUGUUUGAUUUCCCUUAUGGUUUUUUGCUAUGUGCGCCUACAAAAGUGAGUAACAAAGAAAGGGGAAUUGUGUGUGUGCGUGUAUGUGUGUGUGUGUGUGUGUGUGUGUGUGUGUGUGUGUGUGUGUGUGUGUGUGUGUGUGUGUGUGUGUGUGUGUGUGUGUGUGUGUGCGUGAGUGCGUGCGUGCGUGCGUGCGUGCGUGCGUGCGUGCGUGCGUGCGUGCGUGCGUGCGUGCGUGCGUGCGUUUGUGUACAUGUGUGCAUUAUCUCUUCAGUCUGUUUAAAUGUAAUCUCAUUGUAAUUGAAUUAGUUGUACUUGACCAUAUGGAAAUGUACAUCUACACAGACACAAGCACGGGAUUUAAGUAUAUUUAUGAAUGUAUGUGCAAUAUUUGAAGGUUGCGUGAUAGUGAAGCUUGUUUACACUGGCAUUUUUUUAUUAGAGCUUAAUGUUUCCAUUCUUUCUGUAUAUAAUUGAUUGAACGAUAUUAUGUUAGGCAACAUUGCUGCAAGAUUAACUGUUCAAAUAAAAUCUACCCUGACUUACUUUUGGCGAAGAGAAGUAAAGAUAUGAAGCAUGAAGAAAUUGAUUUGCAAUAAGUUACCUUUAUGUUGCCCACAUCUUCAGCAUGGAGCUCAAUUGAUCUUCCUUCACAUUUUAGUAUGUGCACAUAUUGUGAAUAUAGGUCAGUCUAUAGGCACAAUAUCCUAUCCUAUGUAUAGCUUUUAAAUAAUUCAUAAUGUUUGUAAAUACUUAACCUUAAAUGUGGGUCGAAUAUUUGGAUGGAUUGUGUUGGAAAUAAACUGCCCUUUGAAUAAUGAUGCUUCAAUGUGGAUAAUGAACGGAGUGUACAUCCCUAAUAUGUCCAUGAUCUUCACGUCACCAACAGGUUAUCUCUUCAGUGUAAAUAUGUGUAUAUUCUGCCACUUACUGGUGUGUGUGUACGAAAGUGUUUCACCACUGCAAUGACUCCGAGAGAGGUGGCUCAGCCUACCAGCAAAGUAAAUGUUAUCCUCAAAACGAAUAUAUUCUAUGUCUCAUGAUUACAUUUACACAUACACUCCCUUUUUUUUUUAAUGUGCAAACAAAUGGAAACAUUGUAAUAAAGAGAUUUCUUCCCCAGACUUGCAGCUUUCCACUGUUUAGGUAAGGUAGGUUAAAGCCUUUAUCUUCCAUCAUAUAUUGAACCAAACCAAAAC